AUGUUCGUCAUAUGGCACCGUUUCACCGGAAUCGAAGGAGAUUGCCUCGGAAACAGCGUCAUUAAAGCCAAUCGACAGCUGGUCAAAAGGAAUCCGCCAUCGUGUUUUGGUGGAACCGACCUUCGAAUCUCUUCACCCAACACUUUCACUCAAAAUGGAAGUCAGCUCAACAAUUAUGAAACAAGAGAUGACGAAGCUGGCAAUGUCGACAAUGUUGAUGAAGUCGCUGAGGUCGACAAAAACGACGAUGACGAUCUUGGUGAUUUACGAGUUGAUGCCGAACUUUCCCGGGCCGCUGUGCUGGCCACAGGCGGCGGUCGAGCUGAUGAGUGCGCCAAAAGGCUAGUGAAGCUAAUCACAAUUACAAUACAAUGCAAUGCCUAUCGAUCCGGUGCUGAUCGAUCCGAUUUCAGACUCUCUUACGGCGGCAGCGGCGGCGGCGGCAGCGGCGACGGCGGCAGCGGCAGAGCAGUUGGGCGUGUGGACCGGCAGAAGCAAGUGGCAGCGCAGCGCAAGAUGCCAUCGCCUAAAAAAGGCAGUCCCGGGACGAAGAGUCCGGCGCAGAGCAAAGCGUCUCCGGCCGGCAAGAAGAGCCCCAAAAAGGGAGACGCCUCGAAGAAGGCCGUCCCCGAGGUGGAGGUCGAAGAGGAUGAGGUCGUGGUGCCGGUCUGCGAAGGCAUCAUGCAUCGUCGAAUGCGUUACAUCCUCGAGACGACGCUCAAGUCGGACGUCGACUUCCUCCUCGGCCCGGACGACUCGAUCACGACAAUCAAAGCGCACAAAUGCAUGCUGCAAGCGGAGAGUCCGAUCUUUGAGAAGCUCUUCAACGAGUGCGAUGAGUUCAAGGCCAGGGUGAUCCGGCAACACGAGGAGGAGAUGCGAUUGGAUCGGGAGCGCGAUCGCGAGAUGGAAGUAGCGGUGAAGCUGCAGGAGAGCCAGAAAUCGGUGACGGCAGCCUCGACUGCGGGCAAAAAGAAGUCGCCCGAGAAGAAGGAGAAGCGCCCCAGCGGCCGAAAAACGCCCGAAAAGAAGAGUCCCGAGAAAAGCCCCAAGAAGAGUCCGGGCCAGAAGAAGUCGAGUCCGCCAAAGAAGAAGGAGGACAGAGGAGCGAGCGGCCAGAAGGUUGGCACUGAAGGCGAGGUGGAGAAUAAAAUUAACUUUCAUCAGGACGUUGUAGAAGGUCUCGACUUAAUCCGUAUCCGCGACGUUCACCCACUCGGAUUCUACAGGCUUUUACGGUACAUCAUUCCUUCUUAUUCCUUAAGUUAA
This is a messenger RNA of Protopolystoma xenopodis, 1269 nucleotides long. The record is from the annotation of a GenBank genome assembly. Lineage: Eukaryota; Metazoa; Platyhelminthes; Monogenea; Polystomatidea; Polystomatidae.